UCAUUAACGGCACUCCGGUUGGAGAUUAUCAAACAGUGGCACGUGGCAUUGUUCUUUCUGUUCCUGUAACCCUCUCCGUCGUCGUCGCCACCCGUCCAGCCUUCUCUUCCUCUGCCCUACAUUAUCGCCGCCCUCGUUCACCCCUUCGCCGGCGAUCCCUAGCGGGCACCAAAAUGAUUAUACGUGUAAUCUAGAGAAACAGCGGUGCGCUGCCGCUGCAUCUCUCCAGCCACGUGCCUUCUUCCGCGUCUCUCGAACUCCGUCCUUUUCGCCCGAUUUUGAAACAGCGGAGAUCGGGUGAAGAUUGCUGGAGCCCCUCCCGCACUAAAGCGAUCGCCACCUGACCUACCGCCUAUAGGGCCGACGCGGCUCAUUUGUCAUUAUGCCGAAUCUGUCGUUUUAGGUCCUUCGUCUUGCGCGCCUCUUCUCCUUCUCCUGCAACUCGAUGCGAUGAGUGAUUGUGAAAUCGAGCGAGCGGAGAUCUGAUUCAAUUCGGCGGAGGUCGCCCCGUUGCGUGUGCCCCUUCAGAGAUUGAGGUAUCUUGGGGAGCUCAUCAUCUAUUUCUCUUCAAAUGGGGGAACUUCACCAUGGAGAAAAUAAUCUAAUCAAUGAUGGAGCUCCGAGACUAGACAGUAUUCAGAAAGUUCCACUCAUCCCUCUUGUGUUUCUUAUUUUCUAUGAGGUAUCUGGUGGCCCCUUUGGGAUAGAAGAUAGUGUUCGGGCUGCUGGUCCACUUCUAACUAUACUUGGCUUUCUGGUUUUUCCCUUCAUAUGGAGCAUUCCUGAAGCACUGAUCACCGCUGAGAUGGGUACCAUGUUCCCGGAAAAUGGUGGUUAUGUAGUGUGGGUCUCCUCAGCUUUGGGUCCUUUUUGGGGUUUCCAGCAAGGUUGGAUGAAAUGGCUUAGUGGUGUCAUAGACAAUGCCUUAUAUCCAGUCCUCUUUUUAGAUUAUUUGAAGUCUGGAGUGCCAGCAUUGGGAAGUGGGCUUCCAAGAACAUUGACAGUGUUAAUCCUAACAAUUGCACUAACUUAUCUGAACUAUAGAGGAUUGACCAUUGUUGGAUGGAUGGCUGUUUUUCUUGGGGUCUUUUCAGUUGCUCCUUUCAUUUUAAUGGGGCUUGUGGCAAUUCCAAAGCUCAGGCCUUCAAGAUGGUUAGUGGUUAAUUUGCACAAUGUAGACUGGAAUUUGUGCUUGAACACACUUUUUUGGAAUCUUAAUUAUUGGGAUUCAAUCAGUACUUUGGCAGGAGAGGUAGAUAACCCUACUAGAACGCUGCCCAAGGCUCUCUUUUAUGCACUGGUUUUGGUUGUGGUUAGCUACUUAUAUCCCCUCUUAGCAGGGACUGGAGCCAUCCCCCUCGAUAGGGAAUUAUGGACAGAUGGCUAUUUCUCUGAUGUGGCCAAAAUCCUUGCUGGGGUCUGGUUACAAUGGUGGGUGCAAGGGGCAUCAGCUCUAUCCAACAUGGGCAUGUUUGUUGCCGAAAUGAGCAGUGAUUCUUACCAGCUUCUCGGAAUGGCAGAAAGGGGAAUGCUACCGGAGUUCUUUGGCAAGAGAUCCUGCUAUGGAACUCCUGUGGUGGGGAUACUGUUUUCUGCAUCUGGUGUGCUUUUGUUGUCCUGGAUGACUUUUCAAGAGAUAGUAGCCGCUGAGAACUUCCUCUAUUGUUUUGGAAUGAUUUUGGAGUUUACAGCCUUUAUAAAAUUGCGGUUGAGCCACCCGAAUGCCCCUCGGCCAUAUAAAAUCCCUCUUGGAACUGCUGGCUGCAUUUUGAUGAUCAUUCCUCCCACUGUAUUGAUAUGUGUGGUGCUGGCGCUUUCAACAUUCAAAGUAAUGAUUGUGAGCGUGUUAGCAAUGCUUGUUGGGUUCAUUUUACAGCCUUGUCUCAAACAAGCAGAAAAGAAAAGACUGUGGAAGUUCUCCACAAACUCCAACCUUCCUGAUCUUAGAGAAGUUGAGCAUGAUAAUAGUACUUUAGAGCCUCUUUUAGCUUAGGUUAGUUGAUCAACAAGUUUGCUAACUUCAAUAUAUCAUCUUAUUUUAAUCACAAUCGAAUGCAAGUGCGAGACAAAUGCUGCACUGCUUGCUUUCUGAUGGCUGGCUUGUCAUGGAUUUGUGGAAUCAACUCCAUUUGUUUGCAUUUUGGCUAACAAAGUAAGAGUUUAUCAAAGAAAAUUUUGUUUAUGUCUUGAUCAUAGAGGCUUAUCUGGUUCUGCUUCUUGCUGCAUUGUGGCAUUGUUUGUGAGGUAUUAAGUCAUGAUAAAUUGUAGUGUUUUGUUCUAACUGCACUUAUCUUCUCAACUAGACGAGAAGCUUGGUGUUCACUCAAAUAAGUAAAUAAACUUUACAAUAAUUGAAAUUUUACUUUAUUUAUU
Messenger RNA from Zingiber officinale, 2373 nucleotides. RefSeq names its product probable polyamine transporter At1g31830. Gene Ontology annotation, cellular component: membrane. Gene Ontology annotation, molecular function: transmembrane transporter activity. Gene Ontology annotation, biological process: transmembrane transport. Bases 572 to 1993 code for a protein of 473 amino acids. The transcript is spliced from 2 exons. NCBI's taxonomy places the organism in Eukaryota, Viridiplantae, Streptophyta, Magnoliopsida, Zingiberales, Zingiberaceae. The record is from RefSeq and is a predicted model, not a curated record.